Phacochoerus africanus (Common warthog) is the source of this 778-nucleotide messenger RNA. RefSeq names its product cystatin F (gene CST7). The record is from RefSeq and is a predicted model, not a curated record. Gene Ontology annotation, biological process: negative regulation of microglial cell activation; positive regulation of myelination; immune response. The transcript is spliced from 4 exons. Gene Ontology annotation, molecular function: cysteine-type endopeptidase inhibitor activity. Gene Ontology annotation, cellular component: lysosome; Golgi apparatus; endoplasmic reticulum. Lineage: Eukaryota; Metazoa; Chordata; Mammalia; Artiodactyla; Suidae. The coding region runs from base 55 to 495 and encodes 146 amino acids.
GGGCGGGGCUCCCCCACCACCUCGCGCCCAGCACACACUGCCCUGGGCACAGCCAUGCGUCCUGCCGGGGUGCUGCUAGCCGUCUGCACCCUGGUCCUGGUUGCCACCGGGGGCCCUUCACAAGAUUUUUGUUCCCAGAUCCUGGACUCAGGUGUGAGGCCAGGAUGCCCCAAGACCAUCAAGACCAAUGACCCUGAUGUGCUCAGGGCAGCCAGACACAGCGCUGAGAGCUUCAACAACUGCAGCAAUGAUGCCUUCCUAUUCAAGGAGUCGCACAUCAGCAAGGCCCUCGUCCAGAUAGUGAAGGGCCUGAAGUUUAUGCUGGACAUGGACAUCAGCAGAACCACCUGCAAGAAGCUGGGCCACCACGCGAGCCUGGACAACUGCAGCUUCCAGACCAACCACAGCCUGCAGUGGACCUUCAGCUGCUACUCUGAAGUGUGGGUCGUCCCCUGGCUCCAGAGCGUUGAGGUCUCUGUUCUCCGAUGCCACUGACGCCUGCCUCCCAGCUGCAUCCCUGCUGCCCCAUUGGGCUCUCAAGAGCAGAGAGCAGUACAAGGGCCACAAAGUGCCACACGGCUGGGCGGGAAGGAGGCCCUGCUGCAUGAACUCAGUCUUCCGAUGCGAUGACCCCUGGGGGUCCCCACCCACUGCCCUGCCACCCCAGCCCGUGAGCAAAGCCUGGACUCAUCCUCUGUCUGAAUUGGCCCAGCACCGAGCAGACACCGUGGCCUCUCAGUGAACCAUCAGGAAUAAACAAAGAACUGAAUGCCUCAAA